CCUCAGCAAAGCAUCCAUCAUUUUUGAAAAAAUUUGGAGAUUGAUAUAAGGCACUUUUGGAAGUUCUGUCAAUUGGAGGAUUUGAUCAAGAAUAACGAAUGUCAGCAAUCGUAUCAUCGAUUCAUCUUAGCCGAUGGACGAGCAGUCCUCGCCUUUUUGCUAAGCAUCCUGGACCUGGAGCAGUUCAACAUUUUUCAUCAUCGUCAACAUGGAAAUGCCAACAAGGUUUCAGAACCAACCAUGCAUUGUUGUCUCUCACAAUAGGACAGAGGAGAACUCUUAGCAGCCAACCAUGUAGGAAUAAGAUUGUGUGCAAUAGUUCUCCAUCACCUGAAGUUCAAAGUCCUUCUGGAGCCCCUUCACACUCUUUGAGAAGCUGGAUGAUUGGGAUGGUAUUCUCAGUAAUUAUACCCUUUUGGAGGCACAAAUGGGGGCCCUUGCUACAAUUGAAAAAGGAGGUGGACAUGAUUGUAGACAAUGUUGAAGCAGUGGUGGAGGUGGUAGAACAGGUAGCUGAGAAAGUGGAGGAAGUGGCGGAUGAAAUAGGUGAUCGUCUUCCUGAUGGAAAGCUCAAGGUUGCAGCUGAUUUAGUUGAAAGUUUAGCCAGAGAAGCAGCCAAAGAUGCUCAUCUUGCAGACCAGCUGAUUGAGAAGGCAGAAGAAGUGGAAGAUCGGGUGGAAAACUUUUUUGAGUCAGCCAUGGAUAAAGCAGGAGACUUGACCAAAGUUGUUGCUGAUGAACCAAAUAUUGUACCAGUAGAGAAGAAAUUUCAGUGAUAUAUAUUUGAUGUUCAAAUCAGAGAUGAACUAACUUAUCAUUCUGUUAUAUCUAACUGUAAAAAAAACAACAACAAAAUGAAUUCAAUUUUUUACAAAACAGAUACGAAAUCUGAACUGGUGUUUACAAAUUACAGUUAGAUAUAACAGAAUGUAUUCAUUAUUUGUUAUUAGACCAACUUAAACUUGA
Prunus dulcis (almond) is the source of this 966-nucleotide messenger RNA. RefSeq lists its product as uncharacterized. Lineage: Eukaryota; Viridiplantae; Streptophyta; Magnoliopsida; Rosales; Rosaceae. The record is from RefSeq and is a predicted model, not a curated record. The coding region runs from base 99 to 776 and encodes 225 amino acids. The transcript is spliced from 4 exons.